Molecule: messenger RNA, 3602 nt
Organism: Exophiala dermatitidis NIH/UT8656
Lineage: Eukaryota; Fungi; Ascomycota; Eurotiomycetes; Chaetothyriales; Herpotrichiellaceae
Product: translocation protein SEC63
Exons: 3
Coding region: 199-2388 (729 amino acids)
Biological process (GO): post-translational protein targeting to endoplasmic reticulum membrane; SRP-dependent cotranslational protein targeting to membrane
Cellular component (GO): Sec62/Sec63 complex
Molecular function (GO): RNA binding; transmembrane protein transporter activity
Source: RefSeq, a predicted model, not a curated record
GGACCCUGCGACAACGAGGGUCUGCCCGCGUCUGCACAUUCCCUCUCUACCGACCUCAUUUAAUUCCUCUCGUAGCAUGAGAGAGGAUUGCUGUGAACCACUUUUGCUCAAUUUGAAGGUCUCCCUGCCAGUCGACACCUACUGAUCACUUCGCCCUAACACCACGCGGCCCCUGCGGCUCGCGACCACCAUUUCAUAAUGUCGUCCUCCGACUACAACUACGAUGACCAGGGGCAAUUCUUCCCGUUUUUCAUGCUGACCAUGGCCGGUCUGGUCACCGUGCCGCUCACGUACAACAUCCUCAAACCGUCGACAGAUCUCGAACAGACCGCGGCGCGGAUCCAGUCCGACUUCAAACCGAAGAAUGACGAUCUUAUCGAGUCGCUACGAAGGAGACGGAAGAGGCAGAAUCGCAAAACGAAGCGUAUAAUUGCUGUGGUCUUGGGCUAUGCAUUCAUGGCGUACAUGAUUUAUCUUAUUGCUGUCACUCAGAGAACCGCACCCAAGAUGUGGGAUCCGUACGACAUCUUGGGAGUAUCGAGGAGCGCUACUGAAGCGGAGAUCAACCGGUUCUACAAACGAUUGUCUGUGAAAUACCACCCAGAUAAAGCGCGACCCGAUCCUGCGAAGAACGAGACAGUCGAAUUCAUCAACGACCGAUGGGUCGAAAUGACCAAAGCGUACAAGGCGUUGACGGACGAGGAGAUCCGAAACAAUUAUCUUCUCUAUGGCAACCCGGAUGGGAAACAAGGCACAAGCAUAGGCAUCGCACUUCCCAAGUGGAUGGUGGAGGAAGGAAACCGAUGGUUUGUCGUUGCGUUCUACGGUGUCCUCCUUGGGAUUAUCCUUCCUUACACACUGGGUAAAUGGUGGUAUGGAACACAAGCCCUCACAAAGGACAAAGUCUUGCACGCAAGCGCUGGCAACCUGUUUCGCGAAUGGAAGGAAGACAUUACAGAAGGUGGUGUUAUUACUGCCUUGAGUGUGGGCGAAGAAUUCAAGGAGAUCUUGAAGGGCCCUCGAAGCGACGCCGGGGCAGCCAAGGUCGAAGGCAAAGUUCUCAACAGUUCUGCCUUGACAGAGGCGGACAAGGCGAAACUGAAAGCCAUUGAAGAUCCUGUCCGACGAAAAGCGCUUGCUUUGCUGUGGGCGUACCUCGCUCGAAUCGACCUGGAAGACGCAGAGCUCGAGAAGGAGAAGUACGAAGUGGCACCAACAGCUCUGCUCCUGAACAACUCUUUCACAUCGAUCACUCUGCCCUUUGGUGCAGUCAAUCCUCUCCUAGCAUCCUACCACACCUCCCAGAAUAUUAUACAAGCAGUCGCUCCAGGCUGGUCGCCUCUGCUUCAACUUCCAAACAUCACACCCGAGAUUGCUGCGAAGAUUUCCACGGAUCCAAAAACACCAAUGACCUUGCAAAAGUUCAUGACGCUUGCUCCCAGCGUGAGGCGGACCAUGUGCUCCGAACUAUCCGAAUCCCAACACGCACAAGCCAUGAAAGUUGCCUCUCAAAUCCCACACCUACAAAUCGCCAAGGCGUUUUUCAAAGUUGUCGGCGAACGCGUCGUUACACCAUCGUCACUGGUCCAACUCGUGAUUAAAGCCCGAGUGAUUCCCCCGGGCACAAAGGACGUUCCAGCCGUCAACCCUCUGGAUCUGGAGGACAUUGAUCCCGAUGAAGGUGAUCUCGAUGCCCUGCACGGACGAAAACCAGCCAAAUCCAAGCGACGCAAACUACCUGACGGACGGGUGGUCGAGGACGACUCCAAGGAAGGGUCUGUCCAACCUCCGCUCGCCCACGCGCCGUACUUCGCAGCUGACCACGCACCGCGAUGGCAUGUGUUCUUGUCCGAGGCGCGAACUGGCCGCAUUGCCGUGCCGCCGUUCACAUUCACCGCAUUUGAUCGCCUCAUCUUCAAUGCCGACGGCACUCCCACGUUCAACAUGUUGACGUUUAAGUUUCCCUUCCAGGCACCUGCGCAGGUGCACGCUUUCCCAUUUGUCAUGCAUCUUGUAUGUGACAGUUACAUUGGCCUUGAUUCGAAAGUGGACGUUGUGCUGGAUGUCAAGGAUGUCAGUGAGGCCAAUGUCGUCGAGAGUGAUGACGAGAUCAGUGAGCCUGACGAAGAUACCCUAGCCGGCCAACUCCAAGCCAUGAAGACCGGCGGAUUGACCGGCGGCCCUACAACCACCACAACGAAGAGAAAGAAGAAGAAGACGGCUACCGACGCGCAAGCUGUACCUGUUGCGCGGAGCGGUUCGAAAAAGGUUCAGGAUGUCGACGACAGCGACGAUGACGACGACGACAGCGAUACCGAGGGUUCGGACGAUGACACGUCAGAUACGGACACGGACACGGACACCGAGACCGAGGAUGAGGAUUCAUGAUCAUGUGACUGAGUACCUACUUUGGUCGUGCCAGUGGAGAUGUUUGUCUCAACAUGCCAGUGGUUGUAUCUUCUGCAGUGUAUCUCUAGUUAGAAGGCAUUAUUGUGCAUUGCAUCGGAUGCCAGGUGUUUAAAAAAAAAAAUGGGUCAAAUACCUAACCAAAUUUUUGAAUCAUUUUCCAAAUCUCACAGUAUUCUCGCGCUCCGUCGUCGAGGCCGAACUUUUUUUUUUUUCUUCUUCUCGUUUUUGGGUUUGAAGGUUGACCUUCCAGGUUCACCAGUCGUUCGACUUUGUCGGUUCCCUUACAGCUAUUAUUUUAUCCUUUGCCUUGCCAAAAGGCAUUCCACUACUAGUGGUACAGUACUAUCAUUUAUAUUUUGAUGCCCCAUGGUACUUAGACCGGUACAUAUAAGCAGCCCCUGAGUCUAAACAGUACUGUGUUCUCCGACCCAACCACCAAUUGAUGCAGAAUCGAUGCAAUCAAUUUGGAAUCAAUGCAGUCCAACCGUAGGACACCAGCACCGCUACUACUACUACUAGUACGUGCGGCAGCACUGCCAGUGCAACCUCUUCUUUUGAGAAAAAACCGACUUGUGGUCGCACAAGGCAAUCGUGAGUGUAUCAAUAUAAAUCAAUGAAAUGCAGUCUAUCGACCUUACUACUAGUCCCAGUCCCGAUCCUAGGUAGCACCGUAAGCACCAGGAACCAUUCAACUUGAACUUUGCCAUGCAAGGACUGCCUUUCUCAAUCUCGAAUCCCAUUCACCAUCAGAGGCAAUAAUGCAUACUGAUGUAGUACCACCACUCAAUUUCUCCCCCAUUUCGCAACGCAUUUCCCACCACCAUGCACUCCCUGUCCACUCCCUCAGCAUCGCAUCCUUCAGACGUAUACGCGAGACCGUUCAUGUAGGAUCCAGUAUUCCGGCCUUCGUCUUGAGGACCUCACUUCUUCCCACUCGAACUGCCAGAACUCAUCUCAUUCAUCCGCUCUUUAAUCCGGUCCCUCCCCUCAUGCAUAUACUGCAGGGUUUUCUUAUAUUGACGGUCCUGAGACUGGAUGGACAGUUGGGUGAGUGCGAGGGUGGCGAGGCCCAGGACGCCGCCGACGCCAAUGAGGGUUCGGGUUUGCAUUGUCGACUACUAACUAGUAGGGCACGGUUAGCACUUGGAACACGAUGUCUGUCUCGUUUUAUUCAAUAUACUGCUCAUCACAUA